ACUACGUGUAUAUAUAUAUAUAUAUAUAUAUCCUAUUAAUUACUACAAGCAUGUAUACUAAAAAUUGUAUCAACUGAUCAAUCGAAGAGGUAGAAGUUGGAGAUUGGAACAAAGAAAUGGAGUACACUUGCAAGGACUUCAAGGUGGGGAAAUGUGAGGGUGAGAAGAUGGUUGACGGCGAGACGAUUCCGCUCGUGCUGCAGCCGCCGGAGGUGGCCGGAAAAGCCUCCGUCGAGUCGUUAUUGGAAGCUAUAGUGAAGAACAAGGAGUGGUUCGAGGAGAUGAUCAUCAAGAAUAGCGCGGUUCUUCUACGAGGAUUCGAUGUCCAAAACGCUGUCGAGUUCAAUGACAUCGUCGAGGCCUGCGGCUGGGACGACAUCCGGUACGUCGGGCCAGCGCCGCGAACACACAUACACAAGAGGAUUUGGACAGCCAAUGAAGGACCCUUGUCCGAAUUCAUAUACUACCAUCAUGAGAUGGUCUUGAUAUCAGAGUUUCCGAAGAAAGUGAUACUAUAUUGCGAAGUGCCUCCGCCGGAGGGUGGCGAGACGCCGUUUGUGCCUAGCUUCCGCGUCACCGAGAGAAUGUUGGAGGAGUUUCCGGAGUUCGUCGAGGAGCUAGACAAGAAGGGGCUACGGUACACGUUCACUGCUCUAAGUAAAGACAACACGGGUUCGAUGAGGGGGCGAGGAUGGGAGGACACCUUUGCAACAUCCGACCGUGACGAGGCAGAGAAACGGGCGAAAGCGUUAGGGAUGGACGUGGAAUGGCUACCAAACGGGGGAAUAAAGACAAUAUUAGGACCGAGGAGUCUGACACGCGUGUUCGAUGGAAGAAAAGGGCGGCGGAUGUGGUUCAACACGAUGGUCGGGAUGCACGGGAAGGAGCUGAGCUCGGCGAUGGGCGCGGACGGGACGGAGAUUCCGGGGGACAUAGUGAAGAGAUGUGGGGAGAUAAUUGAAGAGGAAAGUAUACAAUUCAAGUGGGAGAAAGGGGAUGUGUUGUUCUUGGACAACUAUGCUUUGCUCCAUGGUCGAAGGCCAUCACUCCCACCAAGAAAAGUGUUGGUUGCUACUUGUAAGUAAAGUUCGACAGAUUUGGAACAGACAUGGAGAAUAAGUACAAGUAUGGUUCUUGUAAUAAGCUGUUUGGUAACACUAUGCCCUCCCCUGUUUGGUAAAUAAAUAUCCAUAUUGUGAUCAUAUCUUAACUAUAAGACAAAUGAAAGAAAUAAUUUCCUGGCAUAUGCCUCUCCUCUUCGGCUACUCUUUUCUUUUGAUCCCGAAGCUUUGCCCUCGGCGAUUUGUUCAAUGCAUAAUCAUCAGAAUGCCGGGAAUCAGAAUUUCUCUGCAGUCGCACCAGUACAGGUUCUGCUUCUUUUUUCUUGUUCACAUCUUCUCCUGGUGCCCAAG
Molecule: messenger RNA, 1412 nt
Organism: Andrographis paniculata
Lineage: Eukaryota; Viridiplantae; Streptophyta; Magnoliopsida; Lamiales; Acanthaceae
Product: clavaminate synthase-like protein At3g21360
Exons: 3
Coding region: 117-1085 (322 amino acids)
Molecular function (GO): oxidoreductase activity
Source: RefSeq, a predicted model, not a curated record